This is a messenger RNA of Drosophila novamexicana, 1203 nucleotides long. Its product is annotated as fibrinogen C domain-containing protein 1-like. NCBI's taxonomy places the organism in Eukaryota, Metazoa, Arthropoda, Insecta, Diptera, Drosophilidae. The transcript has 3 exons. The record is from RefSeq and is a predicted model, not a curated record. Bases 45 to 1121 code for a protein of 358 amino acids.
UGAAUUCCACGACAUGUUCAGCAAAAUUCAACAUAAAAUUCAUUAUGUUAUUAUUAAUAUUUGCACUAGUGCAAAUGUGUUAUGGCAGCGAUAAGGCUGAAAGCUUGAGCUGCGCAGCAAUUAAGGAGUUGGAUAGGCAGUGUGAGACCUAUUGUUACCGCGUGGUAAAGCCGCUCCUACAAGGCGCAUCAGACGCUUACUUAAAACAACAAGAAUUUUCAAAAUUACAGACACAAGUUCAUGAAAAAGAGAUCAUAAUCAAGAACAUGCAAAAGGAGCAAGCCGUUCUGCAAGCUAAAUUCGAAAUUCAAAACCUCUUAUUACUUUCACAUAAAGAUAAUUUAGCCUCCAAAGAUGUCCUAAUCAAAGGCCUGAAAACUGAAUUGAAAGAAUUUCUAUACACUAAAAUCCAACGAGCUGCACAAAUAACAGAUUGUAAAUCGACGACUACUAUAAAGAUCAAAGAACUGGAAGAGAAGCUAACAAAAUGUAGCUUUGAGUCUAGAGUUUCCAGUUGUUUGGCCAAUAAAACCGAAGUACAAGAGACUAAGGUUUACGAUUUGAAAACCUUUCCAACGCCUUGCGAUUCAGACUUGGCAGGACCGGGUUGGACCGUUGUCCAGAGGCGUAAGGAUGGCAGCGAAAACUUUAAUCGGAGCUGGGACGAUUAUCGUCUAGGCUUCGGCGAUCCGCAAGGAGAAUUCUUUUUGGGACUCGAAAAGCUGCACCUGCUUACAAAAGCCCAACCGCACGAACUCUUUAUAUAUAUGAAGAUCUUUGAAAACGAAACAGCUUACGCUCGCUAUGAUAAGUUUCUUAUAGGCAAUGAAACUGAAUCGUUUCAAAUUAAGUCCUUGGGAAAAUAUACUGGGACUGCUGGCAAUGCCCUGAGAGCUCAUAAUGGCAUGAAGUUUACUACAAUUAAUCGCGAUAAUGAUCUCUCUGAGUUAAAUUGUGCUUCUGAAUGGUCGUCCGGUUGGUGGUUCCGUAAAUGUCUCAUCGGUAAUCUGAAUGGUUUAUAUGGAGAUACCUAUAAAAAUUCGGGUAUCAAGUGGAAUGUCUUUAAAGUUAAGAAAAAAGCUUUUUUUGUACAAAUGAUGAUUCGACCAAAAACCACUUAAAAUGUAAUAAAAACAAAAUUCUACAAUCGAAUAAACCGUUCAAAAAAUAAUGGGUAACAAUAAAGAAAUGACAUAUUCGUUA